Molecule: messenger RNA, 2269 nt
Organism: Chelonoidis abingdonii (Abingdon island giant tortoise)
Lineage: Eukaryota; Metazoa; Chordata; Testudines; Testudinidae
Source: RefSeq, a predicted model, not a curated record
GCCCCCUCGGAGCAGCCAGACGGCUGGGGUGGCUCUGGGAGACGCCCGACAGCUGAUGCGGCUGGAGGAAGAAGGUCCUAAGGAUUAACCACCCUUCUGUCGCCCCAAUGAUCAACGCCACCUUCAACGCCACCGCCCAGCCGGGCGCACUGCCCCCGUUGCCCGGCGCCAAGCUAGGGCUGACCGUGCUCUCCUUGGCCUUCAUCCUGGGCUUCCCGGGCAACGUCUUCGUGGUGUGGAGCGCUCUCUGUCGUGUCCAGAAGCGGACGAUCACCUGCCUCCUCAUCCUCCACCUGGCCGUGGCUGACUGUGCUGUGCUGCUCACUUCCCCUUUCUUCCUUCGGCUCCUGAGCGCCGGGAAGUGGGAGUUCGGCUCCGUGGUCUGCCAGCUGUGCCACUAUGUCUGCGGCGUCAGCAUGUACGCCAGCAUCUUCCUCAUCACCCUUAUGAGCCUGGACCGCUGCUUAGCUGUCACUAAGCCCUUCAUCUCCCAGAAGAUCCGGACUGCCAUGGUGGUCAGGUCCUUGGUCUUGGCCAUCUGGAUGGUCUCUUUCCUCCUUGCCGUGCCGGUCAUUUUCUACCGCAAGCUGGUGCUUAGGGGCAGGCACCUUCUCUGCGACCUGUCCCAUCCCAGCAUUGGCCACCUUGUCUUCCACAACCUUUUUGAGACCCUGACCGGCUUUGUGCUGCCCUUUGCUGCCAUCAUUUGGAGCUACUGCGUCAUCGGGCGCAGGCUGCAGGACACCCGCUUCCGGAGGAAGCGCCGCACCAGCCGGCUCAUAGUGCUGAUUGUGGCCGCCUUCGCCCUCUUCUGGCUGCCCUUCCACGUGGUGAACAUCCUAGACGUGGCUGGGAAGCUGAGCCAGUCCAAGGGACUCAUCAAGGCCGGGAUGAUGGCCCGGCCCACCCUGACGGCCCUGGCUUUCUUCAGCAGCAGCGUCAACCCCAUCCUCUAUGCCUUCACCGGUGGUGCUUUGAUCAAGUCAGCCGGCUUAGGCUUCAUGGCCAAGCUCUUUGAGGGGACGGCCUCAGAGAUGUCCAGCACGCGGCAGGGGACGGGGCGGACCAUCCAGCGACGUGAGGAGGCCAAGUUGGAGAUGGUGCAGGAUGGGAAGCCAGAGAGCAUCACCCUUUCCACCAACCCGCUGGAGUAGCCCUCAGCCAUGUGGGACAGGCACUCUGACAAUCCCACUUCAUCCACCAACACCCUGGACUAGCACUAAGGCACGUGGGACAGGAGCUGCAACAAUCCCACCUCAUCCACCAACACCUUGGGCUAGCCCUGGAGCCAUGUGGGUUGGGAACUCCCAAAAAUCCCACCACAUCCAUCAACACCCUGGGUUUGCCAUGUGUCCACGUGGAACAAGAAUAGGAAAAAUCUUCCUGGGAGGCCCAGCAGAUGGUGCAAGGCCCCAGCUGACUCCUUCAUGGAGUGAUGGUGAAACUAUCAAGAAUUUGCUGGGACAGUGCUCACUUGCUUCUUAUUUGGGGGUUGUCCUGGUCUGAACAACCUGCCCGCAACAUCCAUUUUUCCCUUCCUCACUGGCUGCGACUUUGUGGGAACAAAUCCAGGCUCCAAUAUCUCCACCUUGACACCACCAAGGACUGGCCCAGCUAGACAAGGAGAAUAAUUAGACUUUGUGUAAAUAUGGAAAAGAGAUUCGAGCCUGAAUGGAGUGAAGGUGCUGCCAUUGUUCUGUGGAGAUGAAGUGGCCUGUCUGCUCAGGUGGCGGGGAAGUGAAAGUUGGAGGGGUAGAGAAUGGUUGAGGGACAGAGGCGGGGGGGGGGGGAAGAGACGAAGAGAAACAGGGUGAGGGCAAGAGGGAUGGAGGGAACGUUGAGAGUCUGAGGUUGGGCGAGUCCAUGUCUUCAGGAAGUUACAAGAGGCACUUGAGGCUGCACUGACCCCACCCGAGAGCAGGGCCCCCGUUGUGCCAGGCACUGCACAAACCCACAGUGAGACAGCCCCUGCUUCUAGGAACUAGCAGUGUAAAUGGGCAAAGACAGGAUUAUUAUCCCUAUUUUGCAAAUGGGGAAACUGAGGCAUGUGGGAGGUGCAGCAACUUGUCAAAGGUGAUAUAGGGAGUCUAGGGCAGAGCACGGAACAGCAUGCGGGUGUCUAGGGGCCUGAACCACAAGAUCAUCCUUCCCCAAACCUAUUUUCACAGCCAGCUACAAAGGGAAUCUGGGAUUUCACCAGGGAGCUUUCCUAUCUCCCAUCUGAGCUGUGGGGUGGGCUGCUCCCAGUGGCCAACUAAAGUAAUUAUGC